GAUUCAGCUAUGGCUCCGGCGGAGGAUUCAGCUAUGUCUCGGCAGGCGGCGAAGCUGAUGCGAUCUCUUGCUCACAGGAUUUCCCCGCAGCAGAACUCGGCGUCCUCAUCGCUUUCCUCUUUGCUAUCGCAGUCUCGCCACUUCGGAUCGACGCCUCAACCCGCUGUGUUUGUUGACAAGAACACGCGUGUAAUUUGCCAGGGGAUUACCGGAAAGAACGGCACGUUUCACACCGAGCAGGCCAUCGAGUACGGAACCAAAAUGGUUGGUGGUGUGACGCCAAAAAAAGGGGGAACCGAACACUUAGGGCUUCCUGUCUUCAACUCAGUCGCAGAGGCGAAGGCUGAAACUAAGGCCAAUGCAUCAGUUAUUUAUGUUCCACCUCCGUUUGCUGCAGCAGCUAUUUUAGAAGCAAUGGAGGCUGAACUGGACCUUGUAGUGUGCAUUACUGAGGGAAUUCCUCAGCAUGAUAUGGUUCGAGUGAAAGCUGCUCUAAACAAGCAAUCAAAAACUCGACUUAUUGGACCAAACUGUCCUGGUAUUAUCAAACCUGGAGAAUGUAAGAUUGGAAUCAUGCCUGGUUAUAUCCAUAAGCCAGGACGUAUUGGAAUCGUUUCACGAUCGGGUACUUUGACCUAUGAAGCGGUUUUUCAAACAACUGCUGUUGGCUUGGGACAAUCAACCUGUGUUGGCAUUGGCGGUGAUCCCUUCAAUGGAACGAAUUUUGUCGAUUGUAUUAAAAGAUUUUUACCAGAUCCUCAGACCGAAGGUAUUGUUCUUAUUGGAGAAAUUGGAGGAACUGCCGAAGAAGAUGCCGCGGCUUUGAUAAAGGAAAGCAAGACGGAAAAACCUGUUGUUGCAUUCAUUGCCGGGCUUACUGCACCUCCAGGACGAAGAAUGGGCCAUGCCGGAGCUAUUGUGUCUGGUGGGAAGGGCACUGCCCAGGACAAGAUCAAAACUCUCAGAGAAGCAGGAGUAACAGUAGUUGAAUCCCCAGCCAAGAUAGGUGCAGCCAUGCUUGACAUUUUCAAGCAGCGUGGUCUUGCAGAUUAAGAGGCAUUUCCCAGUUAUGAAGUCGCCAUGAGAUCUUAUUUUUGGUCCAACCUGGUAAAAAUUAGACCGUUAUAUUUGUCUUUUCUUAGGCUUUUUCAAUGGUUUGAGAUUUUCAACCUGCUUGAGAAAUAAUUAAUAUUGAUACAAACAAUCAAAAACUGCUGUCUUUUGGUGCCAGAAGUCACUGAUUCUUUUUGACAUUUGUAAUCCUUUCCAUGAUUGAAUUGAUGGGUUCUUAACCCCUCUUUAUGUCUUCUGCUUUUGUCAAUCUUUAUUAGCA
This is a messenger RNA of Dendrobium catenatum, 1333 nucleotides long. Its product is annotated as succinate--CoA ligase [ADP-forming] subunit alpha, mitochondrial. Gene Ontology annotation, cellular component: mitochondrion; succinate-CoA ligase complex (ADP-forming). The transcript is spliced from 7 exons. Gene Ontology annotation, molecular function: succinate-CoA ligase (ADP-forming) activity; succinate-CoA ligase (GDP-forming) activity. The coding region runs from base 10 to 1053 and encodes 347 amino acids. Gene Ontology annotation, biological process: tricarboxylic acid cycle. The record is from RefSeq and is a predicted model, not a curated record. Lineage: Eukaryota; Viridiplantae; Streptophyta; Magnoliopsida; Asparagales; Orchidaceae.